Messenger RNA from Vigna umbellata (rice bean), 1169 nucleotides. RefSeq lists its product as uncharacterized. The record is from RefSeq and is a predicted model, not a curated record. Lineage: Eukaryota; Viridiplantae; Streptophyta; Magnoliopsida; Fabales; Fabaceae.
GAACCUUCAUCCAAAACUAAGUCAAAUAACCCAACUUCAUACACAGCACGCCACAUACACACAUCCCAUAACCAUGGCUGGAUCCUCCAUGGCCACCGCAAGGGUCACCAGGUUUCUGGCCAGCCACCACCUCCACGACCACCGUGACACUUGUGUCCCUGAUGUUGAAUUCGAAUUUCUCCAUGACGGAGAAACGUUGUUGGCUCACAGCGCCUCAAGUGACGACUGUCAGAACCCCAACGAAAUCGAGUUCGACGAAGAUGAGGAUAACCGAGACACCGUCGAACAAAACAGAACCUUCUGGGACAACCAACACCAGAUUUUGCAGGCGAAUGUGUACAGAACAAGUUCUUUGGAAUCAGGGAUAAGAAAUGCGACGAAAGAAGCGCUGCAGAACAUACACAGCGCAGAAACGGUGUGCGGUUGCGGAAGACAGAUACCUCUCACCACUUGCAGAAACUGCUUGAUGAGAGAAGUUUCUGGGCGGCUUCAGAAAGCAGGUUACAACAGUGCUGUCUGCAAAACAAAAUGGAGAAGCUCACCAGAAAUCCCAUCAGGGGAACACAGUUUUUUGGAUGUAAUAGAGAAGACAAAGAGGGGGGAGAUGAGGGUGAUCGUGGAGCUGAAUUUCAGAGGAGAGUUUGAGAUAGCAAGGGGAAGUGAAGAGUAUAACAGACUUGUAGGGAAGCUGCCGGAGGUGUUUGUGGGGAAGGUGGAGAGAUUGAGCAACCUGAUAAAGACAGUGUGUGUGGCAGGGAAAAGGUGUAUGAAGGAAAAGAAAAUGCACAUGGGGCCAUGGAGGAAGCAUAGGUACAUGCAAGCUAAGUGGUUAGGUCCAUGUGACAGGAACACUUCCACAACUUCACUCUCAAUGGGAAAUUCUCAGAGAAUACCAAAGCCAAGGCAAAAGGCAUCUUUGUUGACUGUUGAUCUGCUAGACAAACUUCCUAAUAUGCAUUGCACUGCUGUUGAGGUUGUCUAAUUUGUAAAGAGAGACAACCUUAGUUUCAUUUCUUUCUUUUUUCUUCUUUUUGUUUUCUUUUCUUAUUCAUUCUCCCACCCUUUACUUUGUCGGUAUAAUGAGUGAUCGGUAAAUGUACCAUACCCGUGUACAUCGAAAUAAAUGGUGGAAACGAGUGUGCAUUUCAAAGCUAAUCUUCAAGUUCAUA